GUCAAAUUCACAAAUGUCAUCGGUGAAGAAGUCUCAGGAGUGGCAAAUGUCAAUAUUUGGCUUUAAAUUUAAUUCGUUAAUUGAUAAGCCGUAAUUUUCAAAUAUUAAAAGUUUCAAGUGCUUGUUUGGAAUGGCGGGGGAGGCCAGCCAUAAGAAAAAGGGCAAACUAUCCAGACAGGAGUCCAGUAGGUCAGGAAAGGGGUCAGAAAUAGAUGUUGACAGACCUAUUGCUGGGGCUAGUACCACCCAAGACAAAACGAGGAGUGGUAUUAGAGUUUAUAAAAUAGUUGUGUUAGGCGAUGGUGGUGUGGGUAAAUCGGCUGUUACUUUACAGUUCGUUAGUCAUAGUUUUUUAGAAUAUCACGACCCUACCAUCGAGGAUUCCUAUCAACAACAGGCUGUUAUUGAUGGUGAACCUGCAUUAUUAGAUAUUUUGGAUACUGCCGGACAGGUAGAAUUCACUGCAAUGAGGGACCAGUACAUGCGUUGUGGAGAGGGUUUCCUCAUAUGCUACAGUGUUACAGACCGCCACAGUUUCCAGGAGGCACUGGAGUAUAAAAAGCUUAUUCAAAAAGUGCGCGCAUCUGAAGACACGCCCCUUGUACUAGUAGGCAACAAAUUUGAUCUCCACCUGCAGCGUAAAGUUACAACGGAGGAGGGCAAGUCUCUAGCCAGGCAGUUCGGUUGUCCCUUCUAUGAAACAUCUGCCUGUUUGCGGACAUACGUCGAUGAUGCCUUUCAUACUCUGGUCAGAGAGAUUCGGAAGAAAGAACGGGAGAAGAUAUGUCUGUCAGGUAGCGAACAUAAGCCGCACAGACAUAGCAAGUGGUGGAGAUUACGGAGUAUAUUUGCUCUUGUAUUCAAACGAAAAAGACAUCAGAAUUUUAGCUCUUAGGUUAUGUUUCCGAUGCAGCUUGAACGAUGAUUUGUUAGAGGAAUGAGGUUGGUGUAAGCAUUUUUUUGCUGUAGAUGUAAUUUUUUUGCCAAGCAAUGGAAUUGAAAUGCCUUACUUGAUGACUUGAGUUAGAAGACUUCAGAGAUAGUUGAGAAGAUGGAUACUAUUAUUUUUUUUUUUGGUAACAUGACAAAAUUUCACAAAAUCUUCGCAUUCUUGAAAAUUUUAAAAAAAUCAAACUCCUAAAAUGCUUAAAAGUUUUCAUAUACAGGCUGUCCAUAAGGAAGUGCACAGACUUUAGGGAAAUAUUCCUCUGAUAAAAAUAAGCAAAAAAAAAAGUUUAUAUAAGUCUUGGUCUUGGAAUACACCGUUUUUGAUAUAUAGCUUUUAAAUAUUUUGGAAAAAUGUGUUUUUAUUUCGUAUUUCAAGAACGCUUGAUGAUAGUAAACAUUUAACAUAGCUAGUAAUACCUACAUUUAGAAUUUACAGACCCUGCUAAUAAUUGUGUCUUAGAUAUGGGGGAUCAGCCUCUUUUUAAAACAUAACUUUUACACCCAGGAACGUAUUUUCCUAGGGGCGAUUGCCUGGGGUGGUAAAUUUUAAAAUCUGAUUAAAAAACACAAUCAGCGACUUACCGAUAUAAAAUUCCAAAACCUAAUUCUUAAAAAAAAAACAAUCAGCACCAAGAUAGAAAUUUUGUUAGAUCUUGCUGGGGCCCCCGAUCUCGGCUAUAGCCCUCGCUAGAUCCAGGUCUAAACGGAAGAGCCAUCCCUCUGGGUUUUCAUAGAAAAAAAAAAUGCAAGUUUUAAUUUAUCAGCUUGGAUUUUUUUUUAUGUUUACUAACAAGUACUGGGCUGCCGCUCCUAUUCGCCCAAGAUGUAUAAUUUACAAAUACAUCCCUGUUUACGCCUAUGUCUUUAAAAAUAUCAAUAUGAUACAACUACUGAGUGGGUUGCAUGUUCCAUUCAUUUGGGUAUGAGUGAGAUAUAACCUAUAAAGUAUAUCGAUGAGUUUUUGCCAAAGUAUUGUAAGUAACAUUUUUGGCCAAAACUAAACUCUUCUGGUCAUCUGUAACAGGUCUAAAUGGAUGAUUUGCCAAACUCUCAUAGGUGUUUGAAAACAAUUUAUUGAAAAAAAAAAAACGGUUUUAUUGUAGGCGUAAAUCUACUUAUUUUAUUUAAGGCUCCGCCAACACAUCGUAAGACACGUUAUUUAGCAAACCUAUCAGCAGCGUAUCGCAUGUACAAUCACAUGAUGUUGCUUGCGAUAGUAAUUUUGCUACUUACGUUACUUUUAGAGUGUUAUUGUAUUCCAGUCUAGUAUCUACUAGUAAGUUCAUUUUAUAAAAAAAUAUAAAAAAUGUUCGGUAUUAGUCCCCAAACUAUUGAAAAUUAUCUAGAUUAAUUGUUUCCAACUGACUAGAGAAAUAAUUCAAUGUUGCCACACUGAUUUACCCAGGUACAAUAAAAAACAAUUCCAAUCUAUAAAACUAACUCGAUUCUUUACAAAACACUAAUUGUUUAUGAAAACAUAAAAGGUGAUUCAGAAUUUAUCCAAAAAAAAUUCGGAUGUACAGAGGAUGCUUACAAAUACAAUUUUGUAAAAAAAAAGAAUC
Messenger RNA from Anoplophora glabripennis (Asian longhorned beetle), 2510 nucleotides. Its product is annotated as GTP-binding protein Rit1-like. The transcript is spliced from 4 exons. Gene Ontology annotation, cellular component: plasma membrane. Gene Ontology annotation, molecular function: GTPase activity; GTP binding; calmodulin binding. Lineage: Eukaryota; Metazoa; Arthropoda; Insecta; Coleoptera; Cerambycidae. The coding region runs from base 131 to 895 and encodes 254 amino acids. Gene Ontology annotation, biological process: Ras protein signal transduction. The record is from RefSeq and is a predicted model, not a curated record.